AGGCGGUACGACGCGAAGAGAAGGAGAAGAUGUCUCAUUUAGAGGCCGAGUUGGAGAAGAGUGGGCACGAAGUGAAGCGCCUGGAAACGGAGGUCAUCAAGAUGAGCGAUGAAAUGACGCGUGCGGUGAAGUGCGUGGAGGAACAAAAGGAAAGGGAUCAGAAGGAGAAGGAGGUGGUCCGCGAGCGCUUGUUGGAGCUACGCGUGCAGACGAAGGGCCUCAAGGAGCAGCUUGCAGCGGAGCGAGCAAGAAACCAGCAGCUUGAGGUGGGGCUCACAGAGGCUCGGCGUGUCCAGGAGGAGCAGCUGAAGCGUUUGCAGCUGCUCGGUGAAGAAGCUGCCGAGGCGGCUGGCUUGAAGCAGCGCGUACUGUCGUUGGAAAGCUGCCAGCAUACCAUGGGCGAGUGCCUCAAGGAAUAUCAAGAAAGAGCGCGGGAGGCGAAGGAGGAGGAGCAGCACGCCAAGGACCAGGUCAGGAGAUUAGCCGAGACCCUGGCGUUGGAGAGGCGAAGCAGGAACUGAAGGUCUUCGAUAGCGACCUGACGCGAGGUAACGAUUGUUUACGUGGCUAUGGCUCAAACUGA
Cladocopium goreaui is the source of this 583-nucleotide messenger RNA. Lineage: Eukaryota; Dinophyceae; Suessiales; Symbiodiniaceae. The record is from the annotation of a GenBank genome assembly.